GGACAAAGUGGCAGAAGAAGAGCUGGAACAGCAAGUACCAGGUGUCGUAUCCUCUUCUGGUCGCAGGGCUAUUGCGAAGCAAGAGGAUGCAAAGGCACACGACAGCUCUGCUACAGAGUCGGUCUCGGAGGAGUGUUUGAUGUGCAACCAGCGUGGGGAAGAAAUGGGAGAGCAUUUUUGCAAGCCUUGCGAACGCAAGAUGUACGCUGAUAUCAAGAACAACUUUGUCGCGGAAAUGACCGAUCUUUUCCAGAAGGGAAAGCUCAAUAGCACGUCGCUGGCCCCUUCUUCUACUCGUGCAUUGUAGUGAGUCGUGCACCGGCUGGUAGCUCCGUCUAGUACCUUCUGGUUGUAUCCAGUGGAAAUAAUGAACGCUGCAUUUUUACGACAGAAGCACACAUGUUGGUUUUCUUCACUUGAUUUUUCUCGUGCAGUGAAUAGACGUGUCAUGAUGAUUGCGUUCAUAAAGUUGAAGGAACUUGCAUGAAAAUCGGGCUUGAGCACAGAAUUGCACAGAUAAGAGGGCUGCAUGGUAGAGUAGUGUUGCGCUCGAACACAUUGUCUAGAUCUGAAAAUGUUUGCCUCAUGAUAAAAGUAAGCUAGAAAUAAUGUCAUUUUCUGUUUCUCUGUCUGGCUGCACACAGGGUCACACAACUUUAACGCACAAUUAUUUGUUUGUUUUGAUUCCUUGUUCAACUUGUUUAUUCAUACGACUUAGACCACAGUCACAUCGUUCAACAUUGGGCUAUUUUUCAAAUAGAGCACACUACCUCGAGCAAAAGAAUGAGCCUUAUAUCUCGUUUUUUCGAUCAUUCUUUUACGCAGCUUUGUCAAAGUAUCUUGAACAUUCUUGCAGACGGAAGAACGGGGCUUGUGACUGUAGUUUGACCGGGGGAGAAGAGAAUCGUAGCCACUCGUACUACAUCACCAACAGGAUUUCUAUCGAAAAGGUAUGGUAAUUCGGACCGGAGAUCGGGAAAGUCGACCGUUCGCGCAUGUCAGAGCCGGUGCAGAGGUUUUCCUAGGAAUCUUUUCUUUCCGUCCAGGUGCAUUCCAUGAAGGAGAACCGAGGGUGAGGAGUCGAUUGAUCCACUCGGAGACGAUAAGGUGGUAGAUAAAAGUUGAUAAUUUUUGGGGACUUCUUUCGGGAAACUCGGUUUUUUGGGGUUUUCGAAUACUUCUUCUCGACAAGGAACUCUCGAAAACCGUAAUCGUGUGGAGCUAGGGCGGAGAGAUGUUAAUGGGACAGAAGUUCUUUGAGAAGAAGGAAUAAAAGAAUAUCCGGAGCGUUUCCCCGCCCACUCUUUUUUCACGUAACGUGACAGACAUAGUUCACUGAAGAAUCAUUCAAGUUCUAGAGUAGAAAUAGUAGCAAUAAUAGAAUAACACUAUCGGGAACGAACUGUCUACCUGAGUUUUCUCUGCUGUCUUCGAGAUGAAUUAUCCGCGCUUCCACAGCAUCCGCAAGGAUGUGGCUCCUGGAGGUCAUAUUCCUGGUAUGGCAGCCACUGCGUCUGGAUUUGCGAAGGCAGGUAGCUACAAGCGAGGGGGCUCGCUCGGUGGCGCCGGAAUAGCGUCUUCGAGUAGCGGUGCGGGUGGUGCUCGAGGACAGAUGAAGAUGAUGGGAAGCAAUCAGCCUGGCGGUUAUGGAGGCGGAGGCGCCUCAACACUAGCUCAACAGCAAGUGAUGAACACUAGCAGUAGUAGAGGCUUCGCGAGCCGCGCAGGAGGUGGCGGCUCACAUUUGUCAAGAAGCGGUAGUCUAGGAUCGAUGCUCCUGACAAAGCCCGAAGCGGAUCCCAGAAAUUGGUUCCUCAGUAGUCAGCGCAAAGAAUAUAAUCUGACGGGAAAAACAAGGAAAGAAAAAGAAUCCUUCCAGAGUAUACCAGCAUUGCCGACACUACAGUUCACUCCGGAAAGCACAUGUACCGCAUAUAUGUUUGUUGUCAACGUUGUCUUACAGUGGUCUUUUUAGUCCGUCUUCGUCCUAUACUUUCCUUUGUAACUACUGCCCUGUCUGGGCGUCGUCCAUAGGUUUUUUCUACAUCUGAUUUAGUGCAUGAUUUGGCAAACAAAUGAACUUUCAGUUGGUGCAGAUCCGCAGGCGAAGGUGAAGGCACAAAUGUCAGGCUUGGACGCCUGCUUCUCGGAUACUGUCAGGCAUAUCAACGACUUCUACUUCCGACCCUAUGUGCGACCGGAUUACACCCGCAGUGCUCUGGUAUCAUCUUGUUCGAGCAGACGAACGUGUUUUCACUUGUUCUCUGCGUGUCAGUGUCCAUCAGUCCGUAUGUAUCAGGCAAAAAAUUAUGAGCCUAUGUGCUGGAUGGAAGUUGUUGUAACUUCAUACUUGGAUUUUUCAUCGUCUGAUACUUUUUUGGGUUUCAUCACAUGUUUGUUUCGCUCUUGCCCAAUACUCAGGUACCAGAUCACGAGGCAAAGCGGCAACAGCAGUAUGGGGCAAAGAGGUAGGGAUCUUCGUGGCGUGAGCCAGUCAUGAAGUUCUGGCUGCGUAUGAACUGCGGCGCGGUGCUUCAAAAAAAUUUCUGUGCAUAGUUCUAGGUAUCCAUCGCAUUGAUUUAGACGUUUAUCGCAUUGUUUAAUUUUUGUUGCUGCAAGUACCGGUAGUACCAUGACGAUUUAACCAAAGAAACCUUGUUCAUUGAGAAAUUGAAGCGCCGCAGCACAGAUUGAAAAUAGAGAUCUUUCCCCAGUAAAACCACGGAUAAAAAGUAAGACACGUCACAAGAACAUGGAAAUCGUCCUCGUACUGCAAUCCAAGUUUCUGAAUGUCAUGUCUCUGCAAUUGGCAUGGAGAAUAGAGAAAGACAUAUCUCGUUCACGUUGAUGUGGUCACAAACGCAAAUUGUUGGACCCCCCUCGCUGAUUAUGUUCCUUCAGCAAGAAUCCUGUCACCUAUCUAGAUCAAUCUUCUAGCUGAGGUCGCACUGCGUUGCGUCAUAAAACUAAAAGUCUGAUACAUUAAACAGUAGUAGUACAACACUCGUGCUACUGCGGAGAAGAUGCAUGGAGGAUAAGCGGGAGUA
Messenger RNA from Amoebophrya sp. A25, 3047 nucleotides. The record is from the annotation of a GenBank genome assembly. NCBI's taxonomy places the organism in Eukaryota, Dinophyceae, Syndiniales, Amoebophryaceae.